Molecule: messenger RNA, 2921 nt
Organism: Styela clava
Lineage: Eukaryota; Metazoa; Chordata; Ascidiacea; Stolidobranchia; Styelidae
Product: holocytochrome c-type synthase-like
Biological process (GO): cytochrome c-heme linkage
Cellular component (GO): mitochondrion
Molecular function (GO): holocytochrome-c synthase activity
Source: RefSeq, a predicted model, not a curated record
CAGUCCCCGAACUCGUAAUAGAACUAAAAUAAGUAAGAUCGGAAUAAAAUUAUGGCCUAACCCUGACCUGGUACACACUACGGGAGUACCGAAUUAACAGUUUUUUUAUUUUUUUCAGAAAUUAAACGCUUUUCUGGUCAUACCGUGAGACUCAAUUUUUCAAAUUAAAAUAUUAUUCCUAAAUUCGAAAUCUGAUAUCAUUCAUUUGGAAUUGAUUUGAAUCAUUUUGGACAUUCCUGGUCAUAUUAUUUAACAAUGUCGAUGUUAGUUUGGUGAUUUUUUAGAGGUGUUUUUAACUUUUAAUUGGAUCAGGAAAUCUAAAAUAAAUCGGAUACAGUGAUAACUAUUACUUUAAAUUCUCGAUUUUAUAAUCCAAAAUAUUAUCAUUAUUUCAUUUCGUCAUUAUAUAGUGAUUGUCAUUAUAUUUGCCAUUUAAGUUUUUUAACCUGAUAUUAGAUACAUUCUAUAUUCUAAAAUAUAAUUUUGGAAUGUAUCCCUCUAAUUUUUCUGUUGUGCACGACUCAAGUAUAUGAUGAACAUGUGCUAAUUAAAAAUAUAUCCACAAUUUUAAAAUAUAAGUUUUCAUAAUUUCUAUCAACUCAUAAUGAUUUGUGCAAAUUUCUCCGUCCAAAAUAACCAAGCUAGAAUAUAUUCAGAUUCAGAUGUUUAAUUUUGUAGUGCAAAAAAAAUAUUGUGCAUUUGAACAAAAAAUAAAAAUUAGAUACAUACUUUGAAAUGAAAAGUACAAUAUUUAAAAUGCAUUAGACGAGAGGGCACAUAAGAGAUUUAUAUUUAAAUUUACUUAGUAUAUGUGUUUGGGAAAUCAAUAAAUGGGAAACAUGUCCUAAUUAAAAGAAUAUCAUUGAUACUACUUUAUUCAAUUUCUAUCAAUUUAUAAAGCUUUGUGCAAGAUUUUCUGCCAACAUAACUAAAGCUAGAAUACAUUCAAUGUUUGCAUUUAAAUUUUUUUUGUGUUUGGUAAAAAUCAACAUGUCCUAAUUAAGAAUAUGAAUGGUACAUUAUUCAAUUUCUAUCGAUUUAUAAUGCUUUGUGCGGAUUUAUUUGAUGAACUAGACAAAAAGAAUAAGACAUGGUAUUCAUAAAGCUCUGUUACAAUUUCAUUUUUGUUAUGUUGCUUUAUUUUAUCAGUGUUUAUUAAGUAUUUUUACUUCAUUUAAUACAUCUGUGAGGUAACAAACUAUAUAUAGUUUCGAUAAAUUCUAUUUGCAGUUUUAAAAAUUUAAGUCUUCAUGAAUGCCCUGUAUAUUCAGUAUUUUGAAUAGUAUGUUAUUCAGUCUUGGUCGUCCCUACUGCUUUAAAUUUAAUUUUUCGUGUUGGUUAGCUUAUUUAGGAUAGAGUAGGUUUAAACUUUGACCUUUGGUUGGUUGAAUUUGUUCAUUCGUUCAGCAAUGGGAAGUGGGGAGUCUACACCAAUGGUGGAACAGAAGCCAACAGCUGCAGCCACUGGGCCUCCAUCAGAAUGUCCAAUGCACAACAAGACAACUGACCAACAAUAUCCCAGUGAAUGUCCGAUGAGUGGAGGUCAGAGUUCAGAGAUUGACCCUACAAAUAUGAUGCCGCCCCCUAAUCAACAGCCGUCACCAGAUCAGCCUUUUCCUCUGUCAACAGACAGAAUUGUGUCAUCAAUUCCUAAAGGAGAAGCAAAGGAAGGUGAAAGAUGGGUUUACCCCUCGGAACAAAUGUUUUGGAACGCGAUGUUACGCAAAGGCUGGCGUUGGAAGGAUGAUGACCCUCAGGAAGGAGAUAUGACCAAUAUCAUUUCGAUACAUAACGCUAAUAAUGAACAAGCCUGGAUGGAAGUCUUGAAAUGGGAGGCCUUCCAUGCCAAAGAAUGCCCCUGUGGCCCAAAAUUAUUAAAAUUUGGGGGAAAAGCGAACGAAUUUUCUCCGAGAGCAAGAAUAAGGAGUUGGAUGGGCUACGAACUUCCGUUUGAUCGUCACGACUGGGUGAUUGACAGAUGCGGAAAGAAAGUUCGCUACAUCAUUGAUUAUUACGAUGGAGGGGCUGUUAACCCGGAAACGUUUCAAUUCACAAUUUUGGAUGUCAGACCAGCGCUGGAUUCGUUCGGAGCUGUUUGGGAUCGUUCUAAAGCUUGGUACAUGAGGUUGACGAAUUUUGGGGGAGGAGACGCAGAUUCUACGAUCGAAAAAAACAAGAAAGUCAUCCACAAUGGAAUUCCGCAAGAAUCUGAUUCGAAUACGCAACGCAUGACUUCACAAAUGACAUCACAAUCAGACAUUCCGGCAGAAUGCCCAAUGCAUACCUCUAAAUCAUAGUGAUCUCAUAAUAUAUCUACAGUGAUGUCACAAUUGCUAUAAAGUUUGAAUACUGUGAUGUAAUUGACCAUAUUUUUUAUACGCUUCCUAUUUAUUGACUUUGUUCGGUUAGAAAGUGGUUAUGGAUAAAGUAGCGAGUUAUUAUCGUCUUGUGGGAAGGCACACAAAGUACUUUUAGAAAUGACUGACGACAUCUGUUUAUUUCAAGUUUCCCUCAUUUCCAAAUCUUAACUCUUUGACGUCGAUGUGUAAUUUAUUAAAUAUGACCGAUGUAAAAUACAGGGUGUCCAUAAAGUCCCUUUACAAUUUUGUUAUGAAGUCAAUUCUCGCUAUAUAUCUUAACGAGGUUUGUUGUUUUUCAAUCAGUAAUUAUUUUACCUCAUUUAAUACAUCUGUGAGCGCCAAAACAAUAUCUGGUAUCGAUAAAUACCCUUUGCAAUUUAAAAUAUUUUGUAAUACUUUAUGGACACCCUACAUAUUCCAUAUUUUACAUUCAGAAUCAUAGAUAAUGACUGGGUUUUGACCAUCUUCAGUUCCAAGUCUUACAGUGUAGCGUUUGUUAUCUUUUAAUAUUGCCAAGUUUUCCUUAUAAAUUGUUUUGUUUGCUGUUGAAUAAAAUAUUAA